AGGACAUCUGCUGGUCACAACGAGAAACUCCAGUCAGAAGAACACAGUGCACGCACUUUUUAUGUCAAAUUAAGACUUAGAAGUCUUGGUUCAGUUGGUGGCAGUAAUGCAGCAUGCGCUGGUUUACAAGUGAACCUCACAUGAAGAAGAAGACUCUCACGUGACUGGAGUGUUUGUUCCCGUGAUCAGCUGUGAGAGAGUCAGAGCCCUGAUGGAUCAGCUGGAGUUCAACUCACACACUUCAGUCAGGUAAUGCGUUAGGCUUACAGCAGCUCAGGGCUCAUGCAAAGAAAAUUACUGCAUAAAGUCGUGGGAAGUGUGUCAUGCAUGCAGGAAUGAGAGGUUUAUCUGCAGUCAAAAAUAUCAAGAAAAUAAGGUUGUACAAAUAGCUGAAGGAGUGGCAGCCAGUGUUCCUCAUCCUUUAGCUUGUGUGGAUGGCAACAUCAGUUUCACACAAAAAUACUGCUGGACAGGUGACGUAUCGGGUGAUUCCGGUCUCAGAUCAGCAUCUGGAGAGUAGAGGUGAAGUCGGAGGGCUGGUUAAUGUGGUCCCUGCAUCCAACCUCCCUAAAUCCCAGCAGACAGUAAUUCAAAACUCUUUCAGUAAUGAAGACAGUCCUGCUGGAGAAGAUACCGGAGAGAAGACAGCCACGGCCGUGUCCGUACAAACAGCAGCUGAAACUACAUUCACGCAAACAGCAGGUCAAUUCUACGUGAUGAUGACUCCUUCAGAUGUUCUGCAUUCUGCCUCUCAGCGGACUUUAGCUCCACACACACAAAUGUACACUGUAGAUGAACACAACACACAUCAGCAUGAAGGUUUUAACUGGAAAAUGGACAGUCUGCGCACUCCUAGAGACGAGAGGAGAAGAGCACAACAUAAUGAAGUUGAAAGGCGACGGCGAGACAAAAUCAACAACUGGAUUGUGACGCUCUCGAAAAUCAUCCCAGACUGCAGCCUAGACGGCACCAAGACCGGAGCGAGUAAAGGUGGGAUCCUGUCAAAGGCGUGUGAUUACAUUGGCGAGCUGAAACAACAUAACCAGCGGCUGCAGGAGAGUUUGAGAGCAGUGGAGAGAUUGCAGAUGGACAAUGAGCAGCUCAGACGGCAGCUGAAGGAGCUCAAGAGUGAAAACGCCCUUCUUCGAGCACAGCUGGAGCAUCACGGCAUUGACAAGAUCGCAGACGCCUUGGCACAAUGAGCCUCAGACAUUCUGGAAAAGAGAUUCAGGCCAAUCCAGACGAAAAAAGGCCCUCGGAGAAAGACACAGGACUGAAGUGGGCCGAAUGACAUACGCCGGCUUGUGCUCAAGAGUCUGUCUCGGUGACCGAAUCCUCUUCAGCGCUGAUGUCUGAUAUAGUCAGGCUCGCUGCAGAUGAGGUCAAAGGUCAAGACGUUUCCAUUAGCACCGACACCAGGAGCCCAUAAUCCUAAAAACGGCUAUUUAUUCCUCCUAACUAAACAGUGGAGUAUAGUUAGACAGCUUUCAUUAUGUGUUUUAGUUUUCCCCGCUCUGUAAUGCACCCCAGACAUUUUCCUUUUGCUUUUCCUAAUUUUCCAGCUUUGUUGCUUUCAAUUUUGUCUUCAUGCUUUACUUGAAGUAUUAGUUGUUUGUUCAAUGCCUCGUUUAAUUUAAAAUUCUCCCGGAGAAAAUCUGCCGCUUUGUGGUGUUUCGGAAGGUCGUUACGGGGUGAAUGAAGCCGUGAUGAAAUGUCAUUAGCGCUUCCAGUGAAAUUUAGUGUUAAAAUCAGAACAAAAGCACCUGCGCGUACGGGUCUCGCUGAAAGAAAGCUCUGAUGCAAGAAAAUGAGCUCCGUCUGGGAUUAUUAGCUUCUUAUCUCGGAUCGCCUUCGGAAGACAGUUCGGAAAGCAUCGCCUAAUCUAAGAAGCAAAUGAGAAAAUAUUCACAAAGCCGCGGAGGAUGCUUUGUAGCUAAAUGCUGGACAUCUCAGGACUGAAGAAAUGUUUAUUAUUGUGUGUUAGAGGUUUAUUCUAUUAGCCUAACCUAAUCAGCAGGUCUAAAAGAGCUGAUAAACAUGAUGGACUGUAAGCAGGCCUGUUUGCAAUCCUCAAAAGUUACUGUUUUGUUUACUUGGUUGAUAGUGCCUGAACUUUUUGUGCCGUAUUUAUAUAAAUAGCUUUAACAGAAUAGUUUUGUUCCAGGCUGUUAUUUUUCGAAUAAUUCAAGUCACUCAAUUCACUAAUUAACCAUUGAUCUCAAAUCAAACACUUCAGCAAGAAACAUGAAAAUUAAUGAAAUUUCUAUAUUUUGAAAAAAUGACAAUAAAGACUCAAAGUA
This is a messenger RNA of Labeo rohita (rohu), 2300 nucleotides long. Its product is annotated as upstream stimulatory factor 2. Gene Ontology annotation, biological process: regulation of transcription by RNA polymerase II. Gene Ontology annotation, molecular function: RNA polymerase II cis-regulatory region sequence-specific DNA binding; DNA-binding transcription factor activity, RNA polymerase II-specific; protein dimerization activity. Bases 435 to 1202 code for a protein of 255 amino acids. The transcript is spliced from 12 exons. Lineage: Eukaryota; Metazoa; Chordata; Actinopteri; Cypriniformes; Cyprinidae. The record is from RefSeq and is a predicted model, not a curated record.